Prunus avium (sweet cherry) is the source of this 2642-nucleotide messenger RNA. The record is from RefSeq and is a predicted model, not a curated record. NCBI's taxonomy places the organism in Eukaryota, Viridiplantae, Streptophyta, Magnoliopsida, Rosales, Rosaceae.
UUCUGCAGAUGGUACCCCUUCCCACAUAUAAGUCCUCACUGCUUAUUUGACCAUAUUUCCAAUUCUUCUUCAGACUGAAUUGAAUGCUCUUCCUCCCUCUCUUCAGUUAUUAUUGCAUUACAAGAAGAUCAUGAAAAUAUUAAUGGUUUUUUUAUAGCUGAGAGGAGCCUUGAAUGGUAUAAAAUAAGCACCAAAUGGAAGAACAAAUAUUGGGUUUAACUUUUUUACCUCAUCUGGGAUAUUCACAUCUCUCAUACAAAGAAACAACCACCCUUUGGCAAAGCUCUGUCUCAUGAUUCUGAUCUCCCCAUAUUGAAAUUUGUAACCCCUUGACCACAUUCUUCACUGCAUUAUUCAUCAGCCUCUCUCUCUCUCUCUCUCUCUCUCUCUCUCUCUCUCUCUCUCUAUAAAGCUUUAGAGCCAUAGAAAUCAGCUGGUCAAAACCCCACCAAAGGCAAGCUAAGACAUUGUUUGUAAAAAUGUCUAGCAUAAAAUUAGACAAGUCAAAGUGGAAGGUGGAGGGGCACAGAAGGAGCCCAAGAAUAUCUGCUUUGGAAGCCUGUAAGGCUCAGCGGCCGAGACUCCUGAGCAUCACUGGUACAAGUACUACUAGCACUGCUGCUACUGCUACAGCUCGUAAUUUUAGCGCACAGAGAAUGAAGCGCAACUUGGGUAACGGUGAGGGGCCAGCUUCCAGAACAAGGGCCAGAAAGAAGAGGAACCUCAGACCUUUUCAAGAAGUUGCUGCCACAACACCUUCAUCCCCAUCAAACCAGGUUCGAGAAGAAACCAGCCCUUUUAAUAGUGAUCAACAGGUUGUGCGGGGUAAAGAUCUUAAGCCGGAAGUUCAUGCUGCCUCUACUGAUCAACCAUCCACUGAAUCUUCACUGCAGUUGCCGGAAAAACGCAUACUUGAGCUUAUCCUUGACAUAUUACAGAGGAGAGAUACCUAUGAAAUAUUUGCGGAACCAGUUGACCCAAAUGAGGUUGAGGGUUACUAUGAAAUCAUCGAAGAGCCUAUGGAUUUUGGGACCAUGAGGGCUAAACUUCAUGAAGGGAUGUAUAGAAAUCUUGAACAAUUUGAGCAUGAUGCAUUUCUAAUAACAGAAAAUGCAAUGCAUUUUAAUUCUACAGCUACCAUAUUUUUUAGACAGGCUCGUGCCAUACAUGAGCUAACUAAGAAGGUAUUUCAUGUUUUGGAAACUUAUCCUGAGAAAUUUGAAUUAGAAUUCUCAGAGACAAGACAAAAAAGUGGUAGGAGGGCGCGAGGAGAAGCUGGGAGGUCAGCUUCUAGCUCAUAUCCUAAAAUUGCUACAAACAUGAAAUCCCUUAGCAUGAAGAUAGCUGAAUUUUCUAAAGCUAUUCCAUGCUCACUUGGUGGUUCAUCAAAUGUCAGAAGAUGUCAAGUAAAGACAGGGUGCUCUGGCACUAUUGAUGCAAGAGUGCACAGAGUUCUUUCUGGUACUCAAGAUGAUAGAAGGUCUAGAUCUUUUGAAGCAGAUCCACGCUGUACAUAUAGACCUUGGACAUCGUACCUUGAUGAGAAUGAGUCAACUGGUUUGACACUAUCUAGUAAUUUAAAACAACUUGGGCAUGCGAAUCAGCAGGAUAUUGGUUACACAGAAAGCUUGAUGUUGUUUGUUAAAGACUUAGGACCAACAGCUCAGAAGAUUGCCAGAAAGAAGUUACUUGGAUCUUUCCAGUUGCAAAAAAGUCAAAUUCCUUUGGCAUCUACCUCUACCCUAUGGGCACCCAGUACUCUGAGUGAUAUAUUUGCUUCAUCACAAUCUCAAAACUUCCAGGGCAACCUUCAUGGGCAUCCUUCUAUCAUGAAGAGCACUGGUGACAGUUUCCAUUCAUGGGAUGCCGAUAAAAGAGACAAGGGAUCUUUAGGUGAUGAAAUUGGCAUCCAAAGUGGCAAAGUUGCAGUGGCAUCCAGUAGUGACAGAAAGAACUCACUUGGUACUUUUGGAGGGAAAAUUCAGUCCAGUGAAUUUCAUCAGAACAGAAGAAAUGAGAUUCAGUUGGAUUCUUCUUCCUUGAAAACUCAUGCUGCAGACAACAGUUGCUCAGUUUCUGGGUUCAAAAACAUUGGCAGCAACUCAACAUCACUGAUACUGAACCAGUGGAAGUCGGUUCAUCAAACACAAUCAUUGGAGCCACCUUCAGAUUCUUCUCAGUCAAAUUUGUUGGAACCACGGUUGAGAAACUUGGGAUUUUCAAGUUUUAGUCGAACUAAGAACAAAUUGAGUUCGUUUCAUUCGAGAGGAGAUUGCGAUCAAACCAAAGCUGAGACAAGCCAAGUGUCAAAAACAGACCAAGCCAGGCCACCGGUUCGCCAGUUCACAUUUGAUCUGCCGUAUUUGAGAGCCCAACUUGGUAAGAUAAAUUCUUCGGGACAAGAUAGAUUCUUGCAGAAAGGUUCAGAUGCUGAGCUGAUCUUGCCUGAUAAAAAUAGUCAGGCUUCAACCUGUACCCGCCAUUUGGAGACGAGAAAUCAGCCUUAUAGUGAUUAUCAAAACCAGCCUUCAAUGGAUACUCAAUACACUGAUUUAGCUCUUCAGCUGUAAGAAAACGACCGAAGUUCUAAAACAAAAGAAAUAUUUGACCUUUCUGUACUUAAAUCCGUUGUUAAAAUGUCA